ACCAUAUCAACAAGGAGGAAUGGGCGAGAUUUAUUCUCAACAACGAAAUAUCCGUUUUCAGUGAUACAUGCGAACCGAAACGGAAAUAUAGAAAUGAGUAGCUAUCGUCGCCUACUCCAUCGUUAUAGUAUAAUACGGCGCAAGAAUCCCAAGAUCAGCGGAUAUUCGUAAAUGAGACCGCGUGAAGUCCACUAAUAAAUAUUACAGAAGAUGUCUUCCUUCGACAAGCAAAGUAACGCUGACAAGAUCUUGGCACUCGCUGAGUCUUUGACAAAAACCGCAAAGAACUAUGUUUCAAGCCAAAGUACUCCGGGGGAACAUUUCCAGCUUCUUUCUGCAAUCAAAGAGCUACAGCUACUAGUGGAAACUCCUACCGAGACAGUCCUUAGACUUAUAUACCAACCUCCUCAAAAUGCAGCUCUCAGGACUGCCGUGGACUUGGGGGUAUUCCCUAUCCUUUCAUCCAGGUGCCAGAGCAAGUCUACAGUCACGGCCAUGGAGAUAUCCGAAGAAACCGGUGCAGAUAAAGCGCUUAUUGCCCGUCUGAUGCGUGUUAUGACCGCCCUGGGACUCUGUUGCAACCCGGAGUCUGAAGUAUACAGUGCCAAUGAGAAGACCUUCAUAAUGACUCAACCCACAGGAAGGGACGGUGUCAGUUGCCUUUACGAUCUUUCGGUGCCAACCCUGGCUAAGCUCCCAGAGUAUUUCCAGCUACAUGGUUAUAAGAAUCCCAAAGACUAUUCCCAUUCUCCAAUGCAGUGGGCCGUUGGCGAAAGCCAAUUCGAAUGGCUAGCUCGCGAUCAAAGCAAGCAGGCACUCUUUGAUUCAUACAUGUCCAGUCGCCGCCAGGGAAAGCCGAGUUGGUUCGAGACAUACCCAGUACAUAAUUUGCUGGAUGGCGCCACACAGCAUGAGGAUGCCGUAUUCAUCGUCGAUGUUGGUGGGAACCAUGGCCAUGACCUCCAAAAGCUCCACGAGAUGCACCCUACUGUUCCGGGACGGUUGGUCUUGCAGGACCUUCCCAGUGUCAUCAAGUCUGUCCCUCGACUGGAGGGUAUUGAAGCGAUGGCAUAUAGUUUCUACGAUCCUCAGCCAAUCAAGGGCGCCCGAGCAUAUAUCUUCAGAGCUAUCUUUCACGACUGGCCGGACCAUAUAUGCCACAAGAUACUGGUGAAUACAGCAAGUGCAAUGGCGCCGGCCUACUCCAAGCUGAUCAUUAUUGACUUUGUUCUACCUGAUACCAACGUUCCACUGUUUCAGGCAUCUUUGGAUAUACAGAUGAUGAGUAUCGGAGCCGGAGUGGAGAGAUCAGAGAGUCAAUGGAGAGAGUUGCUGCAUUCCGCGGGAUUUGAGAUUGUACGGAUUUGGAAGAAAGACCCCGGGAUGGAGGCUGUGAUCGAAGCGGUUCCGAUCUCACUAUGACGUCCAUGGGCGUAUAGAUCUUGUUUAGCUUUAUAUCAUACCUUGAAUGUCUUGAAAUCGACUCGUCUCCUUACUUAUUAAAAUGGGUAUCUACCGCUGCGAUAUUCAGAAACAAGAAAGCAACCAGACCACUGUAAAUGAUAACCCGCAGGCGAGGAUUCGCAGUAUAGGAUGC
Paecilomyces variotii is the source of this 1597-nucleotide messenger RNA. Its product is annotated as S-adenosyl-L-methionine-dependent methyltransferase. The transcript is spliced from 5 exons. Gene Ontology annotation, molecular function: O-methyltransferase activity. The coding region runs from base 211 to 1422 and encodes 403 amino acids. The record is from RefSeq and is a predicted model, not a curated record. Lineage: Eukaryota; Fungi; Ascomycota; Eurotiomycetes; Eurotiales; Thermoascaceae.